Molecule: messenger RNA, 1194 nt
Organism: Fusarium proliferatum ET1
Lineage: Eukaryota; Fungi; Ascomycota; Sordariomycetes; Hypocreales; Nectriaceae
Exons: 3
Coding region: 1-1194 (397 amino acids)
Biological process (GO): chitin catabolic process; carbohydrate metabolic process
Cellular component (GO): extracellular region
Molecular function (GO): chitinase activity; chitin binding
Source: RefSeq, a predicted model, not a curated record
AUGACGGCUGUCUUGAUUGCUUGGCUCGUCUUCUCACUACUUACAGGUAUCCAUGCAAGGUCACUCACAGCUCACAAGGAUAGUUUGCUGGAGACUCGUGAUGAGAAAGUCAGCGAAUACGUUAAUGCUGUCUACUUCACGAAUUGCUACUCAGUCGACAGCUACGCGGAUGUGCAAAAGCCCUUGGACGAUGAUUCUCGGACAGGGUCUGGAAGCACCGCAUAUGGCUGUGUGGAACAGAUAUAUGGCCUUAAAAAGAAACACCGACAAAUGAAGGUUCUACUUUCUAUUGGGGGUUGGACCCUAUCUACAAAUUUCCCUGCUGCUGCGAGCACGGCGGCGACACGGAAGAGAUUUGCCAGUUCAGCAGUCGAUAUUAUGAAAGACUGGGGAUUUGACGGCAUCGAUGUUGACUGGGAAUACCCUACUGGGAAUGGCCAGGCAAGCGACAUGUUACUGCUCCUCAAGGCGGUACGGGAAGAGUUAGACGCAUAUGCUGACAAGUCCGCAUCUGGUCAUCAUUUUGAGCUGUCCAUUGCCGCUCCAGCCGGCCCGGAGCACUAUAGUGUUCUACGGCUUGCCGAUAUCGGAAAUGUGGUUGACCAUAUAAAUCUUAUGGGCUAUGACUAUGCCGGGGGUUUUAGUAAUGCUACUGGCCACGCCGCUAAUCUGUAUGCCAACGACGGAAUUCCAGGGUCAACACCGUUCAGCACCGACGCCGCUAUCCGGGCAUACCUAGCGGCGGGAGUCCCGGCUAGCAAAAUCGUACUUGGUAUGCCAUUAUAUGGUAGAUCCUUCCAGAAUACCGACGGCCUAGGUGGAGCUUUCGAUGGUGUCGGCCAAGGUAGGUGGGGUGAGGGGGUCUGGGACUACAAAGAUCUGCCAAGGAGCGCCAGUGUCAAGAUGUAUUACGAUACCAAAGCCCAAGGGUGCUAUAGCUAUGAUACCAGCACAAGAGAGCUCAUAUCUUUUGACACUCCAGAGGUAGUCAUACAGAAGGUAGCAUAUAUCAAAAAGUCUGGUCUUGGAGGCAGUAUGUUUUGGGAAGCCUCGGGUGAUCGAUCAGGAGCGUGCUCCCUCAUUGGUACAAGUAAGGACGCCCUCCAGCUCAUCGAUAAGUCUCAGAAUUGGCUCGAUUAUCCAGCCUCCAGAUAUCGCAACAUUGCAUCUGGACUGACGAUUUUUCACACUUGA